AUGUCCUCACCCGACACGGAGCGGCGGGCGAGGAAAACCAUUCAGGUGCCCUACGACAACUGUAACACUGACGACAAAACAGUCCGCAUCAGUGCACAACAAUCGUCACUGUGCUUCAUCCACUAUCCUCGCGAUCAAGUAAGCGUCACGCGGCCAAAUGGGUGCGUCAUGGCACUCGUCAAAACCGACACUCCAGAGAGCAAGGCUCGGAGAGCCGUGUUCUGUACCACCAAGAACGGCGAGAAGGACAGAAAGAAGCUGCGACGGCGCCGCACUGCGUUCACCCAAGCACAGCUGGCCUUCCUCGAGGCGAAGUUCCGCUACCAAAAGUAUUUGAGCGUCUCCGAUCGUGGAUCAGUGGCCAAGGCUCUCAGGCUCACCGAGACGCAGGUCAAGACUUGGUACCAGAACAGGAGGACCAAGUGGAAGCGGCAGAGCCAGCUGAAAGCAGAGCAGCUUCGUAGGCCACAUUCAGAUGCUCAUCUGACAAAUACAGUGGCGACCGACGUCUACCUCAACCUGCUGUCACCCGGAGAACAUUGCCUCAACAAGAACGGAUACGUCGGAGGCAUGUUCGUCACUGGAUUUUAGAGCAUAGAUGGCACAACAGAUCACCAUGUUUUAUCAUACCUCUAAAUAUUCUAGCUCAAUGAAUGCAAUUACGAUUAUCGUUGUCUGCAUUUUAAUUGCUGGCACUGCAAUUCGGCGUCCUAAUAAAGUAGUGGCGUACUUAUCAAACAAGGAUGUUUGUCGUUACCUCCAAAUAUGUCUUGUACAAAAGUAGAGCUAG
This is a messenger RNA of Rhipicephalus microplus (southern cattle tick), 790 nucleotides long. Its product is annotated as T-cell leukemia homeobox protein 2. Gene Ontology annotation, cellular component: nucleus. The record is from RefSeq and is a predicted model, not a curated record. Lineage: Eukaryota; Metazoa; Arthropoda; Arachnida; Ixodida; Ixodidae. Gene Ontology annotation, biological process: regulation of transcription by RNA polymerase II; cell differentiation. Gene Ontology annotation, molecular function: DNA-binding transcription factor activity, RNA polymerase II-specific; RNA polymerase II cis-regulatory region sequence-specific DNA binding.